Molecule: messenger RNA, 1269 nt
Organism: Mercurialis annua (annual mercury)
Lineage: Eukaryota; Viridiplantae; Streptophyta; Magnoliopsida; Malpighiales; Euphorbiaceae
Product: E3 ubiquitin-protein ligase SINA-like 10
Exons: 2
Coding region: 39-1148 (369 amino acids)
Molecular function (GO): zinc ion binding
Source: RefSeq, a predicted model, not a curated record
CAAACUUAGAGAACUCAAAAGUUAAGCACGACUCAAAGAUGGCACCAAUGGCAUUAGCAAUAGAAGAGUUGGAAAAAGAUUGUGACUAUGUUGAAGAUGAAGACGACGAAUAUGAUGAUGAUGAUUAUGAUAAAUUGCAAAAACCAUUAAAUGAUGAUGAUGAUUAUGAUAAAUUGCAAAAACCAUUAAAUGAUGAUGAUGAUAUAUUUAUCGACGAUGAUUCGGACCAUACGGAGGAGCUAUGGGAGGAAGAAGAAAAAGAGUACGACGCGGAUGAAGACAUAUUUAUAGAAAUUGAAGGAAAAGAGAAAGACAAGAAAGUUGAAAGUGACGAAGCAAUGGAAGAAUAUACGGAAGAAAUUCGAGAAAUAAACGAUAGAGAUGAAAAUGAAUCCGUUGCUUUGACAUUGACAAAUAUAAAUAUUCUUGAUUGCUCCUUCUGCUCCCAGGCCUUGAAUAUUCCUGUUCUUGAGUGUGCAAAUGGGCAUUUGGGUUGUUCAUCAUGCAGCAAGAAGCUUAAUGGAAAAUGCUUCACUUGCUCUUACCCUUGGCCUCUGAUAAGUACUACUCACAGCAAGAUCAUUGAAAAUAUUCUCCAAUCUGCUAAAAUAGCAUGCAAGAACUCCAUUUAUGGAUGCAAAGAAAUCACAAUCUACAACGACAAGCAUAUUCACGAGACGAUUUGCAUUUACUCACCAUGUUCUUGCCCCGUUCAAGACUGUACUUUCAUCGGCUCGUCCAAGGUUUUGUGCAGACAUUUCAGAGAUAAGCACCACGAUGCUGCAAAGUCUUGUAAAUACGACGAGGCUUUGUCGUUGGAAUUGAGCAUUAACGACAAGUUUGUGAUACUUCAAGAGGAAAAUGAAGGUAAUGUGUUUAUUCUGAGCAAUAUUCUAGGAUCCUAUGGCUAUGUAGUCAGUGUCGGUCUCCUCGGAAGCUGCUCGGAAUCGGAAAAAUCAUUCAUUUAUUCGAUUCAAGCGAAGACUGAGACGGGUGCCGUUAGAGUGAUUUCUUCAAUGGAGAAGCUUCAAGGAAAUAAUUAUAAUAAGGUUUCUUCGACAGGGUUUGUUUUGAUUCCAUGUUUUUAUUUUGGGUUUGAUGGAAAGGUUCAGCUAGAAAUAUGCAUUAGGCACUUGAUGGAAAAUUAGCCAAUUUGACUCUGCUUUUGUGUAUCUUCAAAUUUGAAGUAGUUUUGACAGAAUUGAGACCGAUGAUGUUUAAUUUUCUCAAAUGUUCAUCAACUUUUAUAUUCCAUUGUUAAAUUGUUUA